Messenger RNA from Ambispora leptoticha, 458 nucleotides. NCBI's taxonomy places the organism in Eukaryota, Fungi, Glomeromycota, Glomeromycetes, Archaeosporales, Ambisporaceae. The record is from the annotation of a GenBank genome assembly.
AUGUCUCACAAUUCCACCAAAAUGUAUGACGAAGAUGACGCUAAUAAUGAUGCUAAUAAUAAUGGCGCUGAGCGCCUAUCUCAGUCUCAAAAAUCCUACGAUCAUUCUUCCCAUUCUUCACACUCUUUCCCUUCCAACCAAAAUCAAAACGAUAUUAUUAAUAAUGACUCUUUACAACCUCAACAAUCAAAUAUAUUAAAAAAUUCCAAUAAUAGCAAUACAAAUUUAAGCAUCAACCCAAGCACUAAUUCAGCUGAGAGAUAUAGUAAAAUAUUCCCGGAUUUCUUCUCAAAUUCUUCUUCAAAUAACUCUUUUAGGAAUUCUAUUUCAAAACGUAGUUCUAAUAUUAUACACCCUUAUCAAACUCCUACCCAGAGAAGAGAUCCCGACCUUGAUGAUUUUAAUUCAAAUAGUGAUCAACACGAACCCUUAAACGCUCAUCAACAUAAAUCUUAUUU